AUGACCAAGACCACGGCGAAUAAGCGGGCUCACCGCGAAAACCACCAUGCGCGCAAAGGCCAAGGCGCAGUCGCCAAGCUGCCUCGCAAGAAAUUUUACCGCCAGCGCGCACAUGCGAACCCGUUUUCCGAUCACGCCCUCGUUUACCCCCAGUCGCCCUCUGCCAUGGACUGGUCGACAUUUUAUCCCACCUUUGUGGACAAGGAGGCGCCUGAGGAUUCUGCCGACCCGCCGCGGCUGCGGCAAGACGUCGAGGUCGUCGACAUUGGGUGCGGGUUUGGAGGCCUGCUCGUUGCGCUGGCGCCCCUCAUGCCGGAGACGCUGAUGCUGGGCAUGGAGAUUCGAACCGCCGUCACCGAAUUCGUCCAGGAGCGGAUAUGGGCCCUACGAGAACAAAACAAGGGGCAGCUAUACCAAAACGCAGCCUGCCUGCGCGCCAACUCGAUGAAGUUCCUGCCCAACUUCUUCAAAAAGGGCCAGCUGAGCAAGGUCUUCAUUUGCUUCCCGGACCCGCACUUCAAGGCGCGCAAACACAAGGCGCGCAUCGUCUCGACGACGCUCAACUCUGAGUAUGCAUUCGUCCUGCGGCCCGGCGGCAUCGUGUACACGAUUACCGACGUCGAGGCGCUGCACGAAUGGAUGGUGUACCAUUUUGACGCGCACCCUGCGUUCUCGCGUGUGCCCCGGGAGGAAGAGCAGGCCGACGAGUGCGUCGAAGUCAUGAUGCGCGAGACGGAGGAGGGCAAGAAGGUGGAGAGGAACAAGGGGCCAAAGUUUGUGGCCCUAUUCCGACGCCUGGAGGACCCUGCGUGGUGA
Molecule: messenger RNA, 816 nt
Organism: Hirsutella rhossiliensis
Lineage: Eukaryota; Fungi; Ascomycota; Sordariomycetes; Hypocreales; Ophiocordycipitaceae
Product: putative methyltransferase domain-containing protein
Exons: 3
Coding region: 1-816 (271 amino acids)
Biological process (GO): RNA (guanine-N7)-methylation; tRNA methylation
Cellular component (GO): tRNA methyltransferase complex
Molecular function (GO): tRNA (guanine(46)-N7)-methyltransferase activity
Source: RefSeq, a predicted model, not a curated record